Rotaria sp. Silwood1 is the source of this 336-nucleotide messenger RNA. NCBI's taxonomy places the organism in Eukaryota, Metazoa, Rotifera, Eurotatoria, Philodinida, Philodinidae. The record is from the annotation of a GenBank genome assembly.
AUGUGUUCAUAUGAAAAGUCAAUCAAAUCUCCACCAGAACGUGGAGUAGAUUCAUGUAUCAUUUCUAAAUUUAUUCAUGAAAAAGUAUUUAAUGAUUUAUUUCCGAAUAUUAAAUUAUAUAAAUCACUAUUAUCAGGCUCAUUAUCAGAAAUGCGAGCUGAAUUUCUUCAAUGGAACAAUAAAUGGAUCAAUAUAUGCAAGAAAAAUAAAGCAACAACAAAUUCAUUAAAUAAUAAUACUUCAUUAAAACGAAAAUUGAUAACGAUUCCCGAUACAGCUAUUGAAUCAUUCAACGAAUGUAAUGAAGCAUUUUUCCUAAUAUUAAAGCUUUACUAA